Messenger RNA from Amphibalanus amphitrite, 1911 nucleotides. RefSeq lists its product as uncharacterized. Gene Ontology annotation, biological process: DNA integration. Gene Ontology annotation, molecular function: nucleic acid binding; RNA-DNA hybrid ribonuclease activity. NCBI's taxonomy places the organism in Eukaryota, Metazoa, Arthropoda, Thecostraca, Balanomorpha, Balanidae. The record is from RefSeq and is a predicted model, not a curated record. Bases 1 to 1911 code for a protein of 636 amino acids. The transcript is spliced from 3 exons.
AUGACGGUGAGCGGUGACCGAUACUGGUGCGAGGGAACGGGUGUCGUGGAGGUGCGAUCGCAAUCUGGCGAAUCGGUAUCAGUGCGCGUGCUUGUGGUGUCACGGAAGCCGCUGGGCUUUGAGUUUAUCCUGGGGAUGAACGGCGUGAGUGCACUGGGCGGCGUGACGGCAAAGGGCACAAUACCGCUGAUGGCGGUGAUUCAGCCGAACAAAGACAAAGUGCGCCCGGUCAUGGACUUCAGAGAGCUGAAUGAGUAUUUGGACUCGCAUACGGCUGCCGCAGACGUGUGUAGCGAGAAAAUUCGCGAGUGGCGCCGGUUCGGACGGAACGUGUCGCUUCUGGAUCUCAAAGACGCCUACCUGCAGGUGCAUGUGAGCAAGUCUCUGUGGCCCUACCAGACCGUUGUGUUUCAGGAUGUCUCUGGAGACGGCGGAGGUGUGGUGUGGGUCGAUGCCAGCUCCCUCGCCAUCGGGGCCGUGCUGGAGAUCAACGACUGCGUCGUUGAAGACGCCUGCUGGCUGCGGAAGAGCUCGGACACCCACAUCAAUCUCGCAGAGCUAGAUGCUGUGAUUCGAGGGCUCAAUCUGGCACUGUCCUGGAAUUUGAAGAAUGUGACGAUCAUGACCGACUCGCGAACCGUCUAUCACUGGCUGUCCGACGUCCUGUCUGGCAGAGCCCGUGUAAAAACCAAGGCAGUGAGCGAGAUGCUAAUUCGGAGGCGUCUUGAGACAGUGAAGAAGCUGGGUGAAGAAUAUGCCAUGCAACUCUGCGUGAAAUUCGUCCCAUCGGCUGAGAACCGGGCCGACGCGCUCACGAGAGUGCCAAAAAAGUGGCUGACCCCGCAGGGCGCGUCGAUGGUGUGCGGUGCCGUCGUCACAGAGCCCGACAUCGCACGGAUUCACCACACCAGCGGCCAUCCUGGCAUCACACGAACCCUGAGACUAUGCAGGAGGCAGAGCUCUGACGUCACCAGAGCUCAGGUGCGUGCCGUGAUCCGCCAGUGUCAGGCGUGCCAAUCGGUCGACCCUGCGCCGCAGCGCUGGGUGCGCGGCACGCUAGGGGUGAACGAGUGCUGGGAAAGAGUGAGCAUGGACGUCUGCCACGCCGACAAUCAACUCUACCUGACCCUAGUGGAUUGUGGGCCGUCUCGCUACGCGAUCUGGAGGCGCCUAAAGCGACAGGACGCUGAGAGUGUCAUCGCGCAGCUCGAGUCAAUCUUCCUGGAGCGAGGCGCUCCCACUGAGCUGCUGACGGAUAAAUAUCCAUCGUUUCGAAGUGCCGUGUUCAAUGAGUUCGUCAGUCGGUGGGGAGUCUCCGUUCGAUACCGAGCAGCUCAUGUCCCGUCCGGUAACGGCAUCUCGGAGCGCAACCACCGCUCCAUCAAAACGUUAGCGGCCAGAAAGAAGUGUUCGGUGGUGGAGGCGGUGUAUCGCUAUAACGUGAUGCCACGCGCGGAGGAUCAGAGCUCCAGCCCCAUGGAAACGCUGUUUAAUUACCGAGUGAAAGUCCCAGAUGUAGACACGCCAGCUGAUGCCGAUAUCAGCCGCUUUACGGUCGGGGACAAGGUUUGGGUCAGGGACCCGAGCCGCCGCUGUGACGUGGCCAGUUCACUUGGGACGGUGAGCCGUAUUGUGUCUGUACAGUGUGUUGAGGUGGAUGGAGUGCCGCGCCAUGUGCGGGACAUGAGGCUGGCCGUUCUCCCACAGCCGGCCGAGGGCAGGAGUCCGCCGAUCAGUGAGAGUGACGACGAGGGCGCCCCAAUUAUCUUUUAUGAGCAGCGUGUCACUCCCGACGCUGCGGCUCGAGGUGAGUCGGAGGGGGCCUCGCACGAUGGCGAGGAGUCGGCAGCUGCUCGCAGGAGCACGCGGGAGCGGCGUCCCGCUACACUGACGCAGUAUGGUGAUUUAUAA